ACUGCAAAUAGACUGUGCAAUAUUUUGAAAACAAAUUUAGUACUUUGAUAGCAGUUGAUAUAUGCAUAUCAAAAAUGGCGAAUUAUUACUAUAUGAUUACAUUUCUUCCUCUAGCAGUCGCUUCUACAGAGUUUGCACAUCAGGAAAAUUCACCAUGUGUGUUUUCGUUCAUGGAAAAUGUGUUGGAGAAAAUGUUCAAGAUGAGAGCAAGAAUGGACGAGAUGGAACAAAAGAUUGCCGAAGUGGAGUCGCGCCAGGCUAACAACACCAAUGUAAAGACCCCUGUUGUUGCAUUCAGAAUUAUGCUAAACAAAACCCUCGAAAGUGUGUCCUCGGGUACGAUGGUGAAAUUUAAUUUGGUGGAUUUUAACAUUGGAAACACUUACAAUGAUGGAAUAUUUACGGCGCCGUACAGUGGAACAUACCUGCUUUCAACCACACUAGGAAAUCCAAUGCAAAUCCCGGGCAAUUUUUUUAUGAAGAAAAAUGGCGUUGGAAUAGAGUAUAAUAUUGCUGGACAUACGGCUGGAUUUAAUGUCGGUGGUGUAACAACGGUUGCAAAGCUUUUAGCCGGUGACAGAGUGUGGGUAGAAGGAAGUGGCCGUAUAACCGGACCGUACGAUAUACCUGGAUACUACACCAGCUUCUCUGGUUUUCUGAUCAGUACAAUCUGAAAGAAACAUAUCAUCAAAAUUGCAAAUGAAGUAUAAAAACACUAUCAGUUUCUGUUUUCUAAAGAUAGGACUCUGAUACAUUUUAUUGUUGAUGUACGUGUAUAUAUAUAGAUAUGGUACCUACUAUUAUUUACUUGGGCUUAUUUCACUUUACACUUGCUUUUCGUCUUCAUUAUAUGUCAAAAUAUUAACGAUGAUAUGAAUGUUAACUGUGAGGUACCUUUUUGUUUCACUAAAAUUUGAAUGAUGA
Mercenaria mercenaria is the source of this 924-nucleotide messenger RNA. RefSeq lists its product as uncharacterized. The record is from RefSeq and is a predicted model, not a curated record. The transcript is spliced from 2 exons. Gene Ontology annotation, molecular function: protein binding. Bases 75 to 674 code for a protein of 199 amino acids. NCBI's taxonomy places the organism in Eukaryota, Metazoa, Mollusca, Bivalvia, Venerida, Veneridae.